AUGGAGCGCCACGCCAAAGCCGUGCGGCUCAUCUCCUCCACCAUCCGCUCGUACUUUGAGCGCUCGCUGCCGUACCGCAUCAGCCAUGGGUCCACCAACUCGACGCGGCCGGCGCACCUCAAGAAGUCGGCCCAUCUCGUGGACAUCGCGGCCCUGCGCAACGUCCUCGAGGUCAACAAGGCCGACCGCACGGCGCUCGUCGAGCCCAACGUCCCCAUGGACGCCCUCGUCGCCGCCACGCUGCCGCACGGCCUGGUCCCGCCCGUGGUGAUGGAGUUCCCGGGCAUCACGGCCGGCGGCGGCUUCGCCGGCACGGCGGGCGAGAGCAGCAGUUUCCGCUGGGGCUACUUUGACGAGACGGUCAAGAGCGUCGAGAUGGUGCUGCCGGACGGCGAGGUCGUCACCGCGAGCCCCGAGAAGGACAGCAAGUACGAGGACCUGUUCAAGGGCGCCGUGGCGUCGGUCGGCACGCUGGGUGUCACCACGCUGCUGAAACUGCAGCUCAUCGACGCCAAGCGCUUCGUCAAGACGACUUACCGGAGGACCAGUAGCGUUGCGGAGGCGGUGCGAGUAGUCAAGGAGGAAUGCGCGAAGGAGGAGAACGACUAUGUGGACGGCAUCCUGUUCUCCAAGGAUCAUGGGGUCAUUGUCAGCGGCACCAUGACGGACGAAGGUCCUAAGGACGGCGAGACUGUAAAGACUUUCAGUGGACCGUGGGAUCCCUGGUUCUACAUGCACGCUCAAGAUGUCACCAAGGGUCUCCCGUCCUCGGAAAGCACGCAGGCCGCGGCGGAGAGCACGGUGACCGAGCACAUCCCCCUGGCCGAGUACCUGUUCCGCUACGACCGCGGAGGCUUCUGGGUCGGCGCGGCCGCCUUCGACUACUUCCGCCCCGUGCCCUUCACGCGCUUCUUCCGCUGGUUCCUCGACGACUUCCUGCACACGCGCAUGCUGUACCGCGCGCUGCACGCCAGCGGCGAGAGCGCCAAGUUCUUUGUCCAGGACCUGGCCAUCCCCUACGAGACGGCCGAGCAGUUCGUCGACUAUACAACCGACUCGCUCGACAUCUGGCCGCUGUGGCUGUGCCCGCUCAAGACGCCCAAGGGCCCGACCUUCCACCCGCACCUGCGCGGCCAGGGCGCCGGCGAGAUGCUGAACAUCGGCGUCUGGGGCUGGGGCCCCAAGAACCGCGAGGCGUUUGUCAAGGCGAACCGCGACCUCGAGGCCAAGGUCAACGAGCUGGGCGGCAUGAAGUGGCUGUAUGCGCACACCUACUACAGCGACGCCGAGUUCUGGGACGCGUACGGCAACAGGGAGCCCUACGAGGCGCUCCGGUCCAAGUACAAAGCCACCAGCCUCCCCAAUGUCUACGACAAGGUCAGGGUGAAGGAUGCGCCGCCCGAGUCGGGGUGGAAAGCGUGGGUCAAGAGCACUUGGCCGCUUGGUGGACUGGUGGGUAUCGUAAGAGGAAUUCAGAGCAAGGACUACAUGCUGCACCGCAAUGCAGCCUGGAAGUGGAAGGGUGACGAGAAGGAGAAGACUGCAUAG
This is a messenger RNA of Neoarthrinium moseri, 1548 nucleotides long. RefSeq lists its product as uncharacterized. Gene Ontology annotation, molecular function: FAD binding; Delta24(24-1) sterol reductase activity. Gene Ontology annotation, biological process: steroid metabolic process. Lineage: Eukaryota; Fungi; Ascomycota; Sordariomycetes; Amphisphaeriales; Apiosporaceae. The transcript has a single exon. The coding region runs from base 1 to 1548 and encodes 515 amino acids. The record is from RefSeq and is a predicted model, not a curated record. Gene Ontology annotation, cellular component: membrane; cytoplasm.